AUACGUGUUAGUGUGAAAACACGACCAGUGAAGUCAAUUGUAUAUACCAUACUAUACACAAAACACAAGACAAGAAAAAGGAUAUAAAAGAAAAACAUAAAAGUAAAGUGGCCGAAAAAAAAGACACAAUCAUAGUUCAUAAAAGGUUAAAGCCUUAAAGGUAGUGUUUCUUCCUUUCACUCAACAUCAAAAAAAAAAAAAAAAAAAACUUUGGCUAUAUAUUAAGCUUUUUUGUCACUUUGGUUUUUAUUUUAACAGCUAACAAGCAACAACACAAAUUCUUUCACAACUUGUGCUUCCUUAGUUGAAAAUUAUUGCCUAUUUAUAAUUGAUCAUAACCUAUUAUUUUUGUAUAAUAUUCUUUUUCAUUAUUACUCCCAAUUUUCUCCCACUUCAAAUUAUCCUAAAAAAAAGGUUCAUAAAGUUUGAUGAUUAACUAUUAAUUAGCUAUUAUCAUCAUUAAAUAAAGAGAAUAAUAAUUCGGGUGUGCGUGGUACUAUUGAAGGAGGACUUCACUAAUCACUACACUAAGCUAGCAUCAAUGUCUGCUAAAAAAGGUGAUAAGAAGAAGGCAUUAUACAGUGAAGAUUUCCAAGCAAUGUUAGAGAGAUUAGAAGAGGAAGACAAUGCAGAUACAAGUCGACAAUUGAUGAAAAAGAGCAGAUUAUGCUUAGAAAAAGUUAAGGCUUUAGAGAAGCAUUUUGAAGUGGAAAACAAGCUGCAACCGGAUAGGAAAGUUAAGAUAGCUGAAGAUGUAGGGCUUGAGCCAAGGCAGGUAGCCAUUUGGUUCCAAAAUCGUCGUGCUCGAUGGAGGGCUAAGCAAUUAGAGAGGGAGUAUGGUGAUCUUCGCGCUAGUUAUGAUGCUCUUAAGCAUGAUUAUGGUUCCCUUGAGCAAGAAAAGGUUGAUCUACUUGGCCAGCUUAAUGACUUGAGAUCAAAGAUUGAAACAAGAAAAUCUGAGAUGAAAACUACUAAUACUACUCUUUCAAAUCCAAUCACGAUAAAUUCGACCGAUAUCAUGAAUGAAGGCACUUGUAUGAAUGUUCCAUUACAAGCAUCUCCAACUCCUUCAUGUAGGACGUUGGAUCCAUAUGAUAUGCCUUCAUCGACGAUGACUGCGACGACUUUAUCAUUGGAUGGACUUCAGUUAUGCAAAGCUUAUCAAGACCAUAUAACAAAGAUGGAAGAAAUGGGUGUUCAUAAUAUGAACAAUGACAUUUCAGGCAGUUUUUUUUCGGUUGAUCAAGUUCCUACCUUGCAUUAUUGGUAUAAUAAUAGUGAUCAGUUUAACUAGAUUAAAGCAAAAUAUAAUGUUUAAUUUAUAUGGUAAGACAUAUAAAUAUUAUAGGUAGAUGUUAAUUAGUAUGUAAGGUACGAUUUUCUAAGUUUAUGUGUAUUGACACCUAGUACAAAUUAUAUAAUUUAAUCUGAUACUUAGCUUUGUACUAUAACGUAAAUAUUUUGUUGAGUUUUAUGAGCAUACAUGGUGCAUAUGAAUGUUUUGACUUGUGACCUUAUUGGUACAAGGCUCGCGUUUGUCUA
Molecule: messenger RNA, 1542 nt
Organism: Chenopodium quinoa (quinoa)
Lineage: Eukaryota; Viridiplantae; Streptophyta; Magnoliopsida; Caryophyllales; Amaranthaceae
Product: homeobox-leucine zipper protein ATHB-6-like
Exons: 3
Coding region: 542-1294 (250 amino acids)
Biological process (GO): positive regulation of DNA-templated transcription
Cellular component (GO): nucleus
Molecular function (GO): DNA-binding transcription factor activity, RNA polymerase II-specific; sequence-specific DNA binding
Source: RefSeq, a predicted model, not a curated record